Paramecium octaurelia is the source of this 1481-nucleotide messenger RNA. Lineage: Eukaryota; Ciliophora; Oligohymenophorea; Peniculida; Parameciidae. The record is from the annotation of a GenBank genome assembly.
AUAAUGAAAGAGGAAACAUAGAUAUUUAGGGUAAAAAAGUAGAUACAUUAUUUCGCCUGGCAUUGCUUUGCUCCCUAUGCAUUUUUAGGUUAUUUCAUGACAAUCCCAAGCGCAGCAGAACCAUCCUGGCUUAAGAUCAAUCAAACAAAACAUAAAUACAGAAUCGAUUUCAAUUGGAUGAAUGUUGCAUUUCUGAUGUACUCUCUUCAAAGAUUAUAUAGAGGUUAUUUGCUUGCAAGUGGCAUUGAGAUGAAAGGCAAUCUGAGACAGAUAAUGAUUAAAUGUGAGACCAUGCUUAUCGUGGCUCUGGUGUUGCAAUGGUUUCUCCCCUUCAGAGAAGGGACUCUGAUAAUAAGAGUAUUCAUGGGAGCUUUGAUCAAUCUCGACAUAAAGUACAGCAAUGUCUAUUUUAAAACUAUGAUGAAACCUAUUGAAGUUUAUAUUAAGAAAAAAUUUCCAGAAUAAUUAAAUGGUAAUGGAAUCAAUAUUAAUGAUAACUAGUUAAAAAUCUAGGUCAAUAUUUAUGUCAGUAUCAAUAUAUUGCCUUUGGAAUUGGGUGGACAAUUUAGGGACUUAUGGCUUACAGCUAUCCCAAAAUCGAGAUGCUUAACAAGUUGAAGAUUUAUGAUGAUUGUGUUCUGUGGAAUUUGUUAAUCUCCUUGCCAACAGUAUUUUUGGCAAUUAGACUGAUCAAUUUACAUCUUUCAUUUAAUUAUGAUGAUCUAAAGACUUGCACCCCUAAUGAGGCUGAGUACUUCUUGGCCAAUAUGUUCAAGAAAGCCAAUGUAGAGGAGGUAAUAGACAUGUACCACGAAAAACGACUUGUUGAUAGUAAAAUACAAUUUUAUCAUUAGAUGAUGAGUACGAAUUAGAUGAAUAAAAGACUCUCAAAAUCAUUUAGAUCAUCAUGUAUUCAAGUAGCACCAUGAUGUUAGUCUUCUUUAUUAAUCGUUUGAAUGUAGAUUCCAAUGGAGUUAUCUAUUAAUCUAUGCCUUUUCAUUACUUCAUUUUUGGAUUAACAAUGAUUUUGGCAAAUUACCUGCCUUGUAAAUUGUUUUAUAAGGUUCCAUAAUUGUUACUGUAUAGAUUAAGUUUGUUCAUGAGCAUUAUUAUCAAUUUGGCAUUGGUGAUUAGCAUUUAAAUUUAAUCCUAUUAUUUCAUUUUGAUCUCUUGCAUCUUGGCAAUAUUUAGUAAUGGGGUGGGUUUAUUCUCAUUCACUAGUAGCUAUAAUUAUGUAUAAAUCACUUAAUAACUCAGUACGUUGAUGAUUUCAUGCCAAUCCAACUUAGUUAAGGCUUGAGUUUAGCAGUCUUGGUUGGACUGCAAUUCUUUAUUCGGGAGUAAGUGUUUGGAAUAAGUCUAAUGGUAACUACUAUAUUAGGAAUAUUCAUAUGGAGAAGAGUGUAAUAUUUAAUUGAAUAGGAGGAAGAGGAUGAAGAUAACGCUAAAUUGAUUAUGUGAUAUAAGAGUGUAUUAAAGAG